CCCGUUCUCUGCCUUUUCCCCGCCCGCCGCCGCCACUGCCCCUUCCUCGCAGUCGUCGUCGUUUCGUUUCGCUUAGCCAUGUCCUCCGAACCGGCCCCGGUUGCCGCAGCAAUCCCCCCCGAGCAAUCCCCAGUUAAGGCGGCGAGCAGCGGGGAGGCCCCGGAGCAUCGGGCGCUGGUGCUGACGGGUUUCGGUGGCUACGAGAAGGUGAAGGUGCAGACGCGGCGGGGAGGCAACCCCGGGCCCGGGGAGCUCUCGGUGCGCGUCCGUGCGUGCGGCCUCAACUUCGCCGACGUGAUGAUGCGGCAGGGGCUGUACGACCGCUUGCCGUCUCUGCCUUUCUGCCCAGGGAUGGAGUGCGCCGGUACCGUGAGCGCCGUGGGCGAGGAGGUCCGCGACCGCCAGGUUGGUGAUAAGGUGAUGAUCCUGGCCAGAACUGGGCUCUGGCAAGAAGUUGUGAAUGUGCCUGCUGUGCAGACGUUCCUGAUGCCUGAGGGAAUGAGCUUUGAGGAAGCAGCUGCUCUUCCUGUCAACUACAUCACUGCCUACAUGAUCCUGUUUGACUUCGGCAACCUGAGACCCAACCAGAGUGUCCUCAUCCAUAUGGCUGCAGGUGGUGUGGGAACUGCUGCCAUCCAACUGUGCAAGACUGUAGAAAAUGUCACCAUUUUUGGCACAGCAUCUGCCUCCAAGCAUGAUUCACUCAGGGAGAGUGGAGUCGCUCACCCCAUUGACUACAGAACUAUGGAUUAUGCAGAGGAGGUCCGGAAAAUCUCUCCCAAAGGUGUUGACAUUGUCAUGGACCCGCUGGGCGGAUCUGACACAUCCAAAGCAUUUCACCUGCUGAAGCCAAUGGGUAAAGUCAUCACUUAUGGGGUAUCAAACCUGAUCACUGGGCAGAAGAAGAACCUUGUGGCCAUGGCUAAAACUUGGUGGAACCAGUUCAGCAUCAAUGCCAUACAGCUUCUGCACCAUAAUAAGGCUGUGUGUGGGUACGAUCUUGGAAAUAUGGAUGAAGAAUACAAACUUAUCACAGAUGUUCUACUCAAGCUGAUUAACCUGUACAAUCAAGGAAAGAUCAAGCCCAAAAUAGACUCUGUAUGGUCUUUCGAUCAGGUGGCAGAUGCCAUGAAACACAUGCAAGAGAAGAAGAAUGUUGGAAAGGUCAUCCUGGUUCCUGAGGCACCCAAGGAAGAAUCCAAAAAGACAGAGAACUAAGGAGGAGAGAGAUGCGUGCAGAUUGUGAAUUCAUGGUUUAACUUGCUGCUCUCUUUGGGGCCUGGAAAUGGACAGAUCGGUAGCUUGCAUUAUUACCAGUAUAAGAACAUUGUGGUUAAAGCUCAGAUGAAGUUUGCAUGCUCUUGCUGUGUCUGACCCUUUGCAGAUACGCCUUCUGCCCUCGCUCUCUGUUUUGAAGCCUGGUUAUUUUGUACAUUUUUCUAAUCCCUUGUUUCCAUACCGGAGUUCUCAACUAAUGUUAUUUUUUUUUUCUGGCAGCAUAGCUGCAGCUUUGAAGCAGUUGAUGCUUAACAGCUGCAUAGAUGGUCACCACGAGGAUGUAAAAUGCUGUACUGCCAGGCAUCUCCACAGACACCCAGCCCAUGCUGGAAUGCUUGCACUGUCACCUUUGAGAAGCAUGUUCAGCAGGAGAAGAGGCCAGGCUGAGAAUGCUUCUUAAUAGCCAGAGGAACAGCAUGGCUGCCUCAGUUUAGUUGCUGCCCUGGCUGAUCCUCUGUUCAUACUAACCGUGCUUUCUUCCCUCAGCUUUCACUGGCCCCUAACACCAGUGAGAUAAUAGCAGAUCAUGUUGUCUUUGCCUUAUAAGUAACCAUCCUGGCAUUCUGGAGUCUGUAGGGUAUUGCAUUUAGUGUGUAGUCACUUCUCUGUGCGGUGUAUAAGGAACCUGGCAGGCUGUGCUGCUCUGUGAGUACAGAAGAAAAGUUUCAGUUGAGUAACUUGAUGUUGUUCAGUUAUUGAUUUCAAACUUUAAAAGGAGAUCUAAACUGUGUCUGAUUGUUAGAGAACAUAAGGAUUGAACUUUGUCUCAGAUGACUGGAAAGUUUGAUGUUGGAUCUAUGCUUUAUUAAUGUUGGUCUUCAAGGUGAUAUUGUUAAGACUAAACUUCACCCUUGUCUUCGUAUUUCCAAGAGCUGCAGUGUUGAAUCAGACUUCAGCAAGAUGGGACCAAAUAAGCCUGUGUUUUUGCUUGCUUUGUGCUGUGUCCUUGUGCUGAGGAGACAUUGCAAAGCAGCCUGCAAGAACAAUCCUGCCAGCCUGCUUUGUGGGGCUCUGGGUUCCAUGUGUAACAAAUCACCUGGUGUUACCUGUCAUUGAAUUAUCAGCUUAGGUGGCAAAAUGUCCAGCUCUGCUGAGCCUUUUGGCAUGGGUAUCUGGAACAGUUCCAGUCAGGCUUUCUGUUCCUUUCUAGUGAGCUCUCAGGCUAGGCUCUCUCACCUCAUGGUCAGUAGGGCUUCACACCUCUUCUCCUGGAGCUGCAAGCGUUGGGUCUCUGCCAGCUCCCUUCCAGCACUGAGGCUUUAAGAAAUGCCUAGGAUGCUCUUCCUGGGCUAGAAGUUAGUUUCUCUUCCUCUUUUCUGUCUUCACUGUGUUUGGAAACCUAGUUCUGUGAGGACUUCCUCUUCUUGCUCCACCUGGCUUCCAGGCCUGGGUGACCACAGUGUGAUGUGUGCUUGCUUUAGCAGUUUGAGGCUUUGUCAUGGACUGUAGAUGCUGCAGUGCUUUAGGCUCCAUUUGGGUUUUUAAAAGGUAAACUGAGGGCAUCAAGGAGCACUGCAUGUUGUGGGUGAGGUCAGGCUGCAGAAACAAAUAUUGACUGCUUGGAGUCUUGACUGUCCUGACUCCAAAGAGGGAAGGGGAUGCAUGGGCAAGUGGACCCAACGGUGAAGUCCUUCAUCUGCUGGAGAACAAACACUGUCGGAGGGGGGGGGGGGCAGUCCUAGGCAGAUUAAGUGUGUGAGUUCUUCCUCUCUGUUCCCAGACCAGUGCUGCAAGCAUCAGUUCAGCUUGAAUUUCAGGUGCUUAGCUCUGGUGCCUAUUAAAAUACAUGGGCAGAUACUCCAGAGGACUUAUUCUGCCUAGCUUUAACACAGCCCCAUUACCUGUGGCCCUAAAGAAGGGCUGGAGUCCAGGCACAGACACCCAUUGUUCCAUCUGUUGCACAUGGAACACCACCACCACCAGUAUGGCCACAUGAAAUUCAGAAGCACAACUUCUGACGUAUCUGAAUCCAAAAUCUUGCUGUUUCUCCUUUCAACCUGCCCCCAUCAUGCUAAUUUGGAUUAAAUCCAACAGUGUCUAAUGCAACUUUACCAAAUCUGACAACAGAAUGACCGUCUAAGUUGCUGCAAUGGAAAGUCUCCUUUGUGGAACCUGACUUCACCUUGAUGAAAGAGCAGCAUGCUAAAAAUGACAUACCACGCCACUCAUCUUCAGUUCUGCAGUUGUAAAAGGGAAAUCUAUGCAACUGUUUUACCAUAACAUCCUUUCCUUGCUUUACUGUCAGCCAAGAGCAUGCUCAGUGCCUUACUCGGAUGGCUUUGGAUUACUUGGAUUAGGCAGCACAGCAAGGUUUUCACUGCCUAGGCCCUCCUCAUGGAAUGUAGAAGAGGAGUGGGAGUUCUGCAGUGUGCUGCAGGGCCCCUUUGCCUUGCUGCCUUAUGAUAUACACCAUAGCGUAGCAUCUUGGUGCUUUCUUUUGCAUGUCUGUAAGGACUAGGAAGUCACCCUCCUCCAUUCUGGCCUUUCAAAGUACUGCCAAAAAAAGGUUAUCGUUCUUGCUCUAGUUUGUGAACACCGUUGUAGUUUGACUUAGCGUGAAUGAGUUUCUCUUUGCAGGUGUCAUGGGCUGUGUGUGGCUCUCCUGGACAUCUGCGCUCCUGCAGCCUAAAGAGCUGCCUUUUAGCUGCCACUAUUGCAGCUCUUCUUCCCAAGGUGAAAGUUUAGCUCAGAGCUGGUCCUCAAGUGAGGCUUUAUCAGCUGUUCUACCUUGGCUCCUUGGAAAUAAUCAGGCUCUCUGUGCUCUUAGGGGGGCUGCUCAUGUGUUUGCUACCUGCAUGUGCGUGAAGGCCUUAUCAGGGUGUGAGUACUAAUCAAUUGCUAUAGCUUUCUGUUAGAGCUGAGCACUGUUUUUAUGUCCCUCAGUAUCAAUCGUGUUUUCUACAGACAGGCCAGGGUUAAUGCUCUGUUCUAGAUUUGUUUUAGUAGUCCUUAUUUUUACUUUUUUAAUGGAUAAACAUUUUGUGGAUCAAUAACCUGUGUAAAACAAUUUCAAGUGUCUUAAUGAAUUAAAGUUAACCAGCACGUUUGUACACCUAAGGACCAAAGCAAAACAAACAAAAGAAUCAUUCCAUUCAGUGUUGCUUAACUUUUUAGGGCAAAGUCAUACUAUCAAGGAAAUGGGAGACGCCUGCUCUUAAACUGUGUGUGCCAUUACUGCCAUCAGAAGUGCAAUUCAGUGUUGAUUUACAUCGUCUGAUCCAAAGGUUAUGCUACGAGGAGAAAUGGCCAGGUGAAAAGCAUGAGUAAUUCAAAGAAUCCCCCUGGCAGGAAUGCCUGUCCUAGUGCUACUCCGAUGUCAUUGCUAUAGUUGCAUUCCCAGACUGAUACUUUUAGACUUGGGCAAAAAAAUGCAACCCUUUGCUAUCAUCGAGCAACUUCCAUCACCUCUGACUCUUCAGUUUCUCUCUUGUUCAUUUGUGUUGCAUGCCAAGUGCAGGCGUAGGAAGGAAAGCAGCCUCACUUUGCUCAAAGGAACAUGACCCCCUAAGUGCUUUGGGCUGGCGAGGAGUUUAGCUGUGUAUUUUUUUUCCCACCUGUAUUAAACUAAAAUUGAGUGAUCAGUGACAAGAAAAAGGCAGUGUGAGCUGCAGGCUUUAAUCAGCACAGAAUGCUGGCCGCUUGCAGCUGCUAUCAGGCAAAGUGUGAAAGCACUAUUGUUGCCUAAUGAAGUCUCUUCUGUAUGAAACCCUGUUGAUGGCAAAGUGACUGGCAAGUAGUACAUGAGCAUGAUGUGAAAUGCAUUAGACUGAGCCUCUUACAGCAUAUGGUCUGAUCUGCACUGUCUGAGUUAUGUUGAUGUGCAAAUGUGUGAUAUGAAUGAUGCUCACCCUAACAGGCACUUGGAAAAUCUUUGUUUAAAAAAUGCAUUCUGCUUUGUAUAACCCAGUGAGACAGAAAGCAAAUGUGCCAAUGCUGUUUACAUGAUUAUAAUGUGUAAUGCUCCUCCAUCUAAUGUUUCCAUAUGCCUUGUGUGUUUAAAAUGUUAAUUAAAGCAUAACAAAACCCUCA
This is a messenger RNA of Lagopus muta (rock ptarmigan), 5307 nucleotides long. RefSeq names its product vesicle amine transport 1 (gene VAT1). The transcript is spliced from 6 exons. NCBI's taxonomy places the organism in Eukaryota, Metazoa, Chordata, Aves, Galliformes, Phasianidae. Gene Ontology annotation, molecular function: zinc ion binding; oxidoreductase activity. The record is from RefSeq and is a predicted model, not a curated record. Bases 79 to 1218 code for a protein of 379 amino acids.